Messenger RNA from Phragmites australis (common reed), 2566 nucleotides. RefSeq lists its product as uncharacterized. The transcript has 20 exons. NCBI's taxonomy places the organism in Eukaryota, Viridiplantae, Streptophyta, Magnoliopsida, Poales, Poaceae. Gene Ontology annotation, biological process: protein phosphorylation. The coding region runs from base 230 to 2311 and encodes 693 amino acids. Gene Ontology annotation, molecular function: protein kinase activity; ATP binding. The record is from RefSeq and is a predicted model, not a curated record.
CAGCAUCUGCGGCAACUCUGCCUCUCACCCGGACGAACAGACAAACCAGGCACCAACGCCAUAUCUCGCGAAAUGGGCGAACCCGGAAGCAGCGAGUAGCGCGAGACGAACGCCGACCCGAAUCCAAACCCUAGCGCCAGGACGGCCGGGCUUACCAACCCGGCGGCGAUCCCGACCCUCCAAAGCCCCAGCCCGGCGGCCGCCGCGGCCGGAUCUCGGGUAUCGAGGGAUGUCGGAGUCGGCGUCGAUGGCGGCCGCCAUCGAGGCGCGGUUCAGCAACCGCGACCUCAUCGGCCGCGGCUCCUUCGGCGACGUCUACAAAGGGUUUGACAAGGAAUUAAAUAAGGAGGUUGCAAUAAAAGUCAUUGAUCUUGAGGAAGCUGAGGAUGACAUUGAAGACAUUCAAAAGGAGAUAUCUGUUUUGUCACAAUGCCGGUGCCCAUAUAUAACCGACUAUUAUGGCUCUUAUCUUCACCAGACUAAACUGUGGAUAGUAAUGGAAUACAUGGCUGGUGGUUCUGUUGCUGAUCUUCUCCAAGCUGGUCCUCCUCUGGAUGAAAUGUCUAUUGCAUGCAUUCUGAGGGAUUUGUUACGUGCAAUUGAAUACCUGCAUUCUGAAGGAAAGAUUCACCGCGAUAUUAAAGCGGCAAAUAUCCUGCUCACAGAAAGCGGAGAUGUGAAGGUUGCAGACUUCGGUGUUUCUGCACAGCUGACUAAAACAAUGUCUAGGAGAAAGACAUUCGUUGGAACUCCCUUUUGGAUGGCACCUGAGGUUAUUCAAAAUUCUGAAGGGUACAACGAGAAGGCAGAUAUCUGGUCUUUAGGUAUAACUGCUAUUGAGAUGGCAAAAGGUGAACCCCCUUUGGCCGAUAUUCAUCCCAUGAGAGUUCUUUUCAUGAUACCUCGUGAAAAUCCUCCUCAGCUUGAUGAGCAUUUCUCUAAACCGAUGAAAGAGUUUGUGUCACUAUGUUUAAGGAAGAAUCCAGCAGAGAGGCCUAGUGCCAAGGAGCUUCUUAAGCAUCGUUUCAUAAAAAAUGCCAGAAAGACUCCAAAGCUUCUGGAGAGAAUCAGGGAGCGGCCCAAAUUUGCAGCAAAAAGCAUGGAUGACACGCAAAAUGGCCAAACACAUAUCGAAGAAGAUGAUGUUGGUACAGGUACUAUUAAGGUCGAUAGGGCAAAGGAUGCAGCUCCGCCUCUGAGUCAAGGAACAGUCAGGAAAGCUCCUGGCUGGGAUUUUCCUGAUAGAUCAGAGGGUACAGGAACUGUACGUGUUGGUUCAAGGCCUCCUCAAAUCACCUCCACCAAGGAUGGUAGAUUUGAUAUGCCUCAAAGUCCAAAUACACCAAGACGUACAGCUGAUCGAGAAAAUCAGUGGAGAACAUCAUGGACUGGAUCUGAAGAAUCGCCCUCAACAAACUUGUCUCAGAGAGAUAUACAGAGUGAACGUGGGAGACUAGAAAGUUCUACAGAAGAUAAUGACCAAUCUGUAAGUGGGUCAGGAACUGUUGUAUUACGCUCUCCAAGAGCAUCUCAUUUGUACUCAGCAGCUGCCAAUCACAGUUCCAAGCCUCCCAGCAGAUUUUCCUCGUAUGAAGAUGUGUCUUCCAGUGGGACAGUUGUUCAGAGUCAAAGUGAAGAACCAGAAACUCCACGAUCUUCAAGGUCAAGGUUGGGGAUCCAAGAAAAGUCAUCAAGCGCUUCACUUGAGGAUAGUGCUAUUAACCUUGCAGAGGCAAAGGCUGCUCUGCAGGCUGGGUUAAGAAAGGGAAAUGCUCGAGAAAAACCUGUUAUCAACAGGCAUGAAAAGGAAUCACAUGAACAUAGAUUUUCUGGAGUAAAUAGUCAAGUGAUCCAAAGUGAGAAUGUAGACAUUCAAAAAGGUCGCAAAUCACGGCAAUUAUCUGAUGGGCAAUCAGCUCCUCGAGCUUCUAGUUCGGUAGCUUCACCUGCAAUCUCAUCAUUGAUAAUCCCUUCUCUGAAAGAGGCUACUGGCGACAAGUUUGAACGGCCUGCUGUUCAUGCAUUCAUUGAUUCCUUGAUGGAUCUAGAACAUGAGUUACCUGGAUCAUGCGAGGUACUGGUCGGCAGAUUGAUACACCGGCUAGGGAGCUCAAAGGAUUCCUCGUUGCAAGGUCUUCAGGAUACAGCAAUGUCAAUUUUCACAAAGAAACCUGAACCUCCCUCCGAACUAGCAAGCAACAAGAAAUUAGUUAAUACCCCACCAUUGGCUGCUCCUACCGUAAGCCCUCUGGCGAGGUUCCUUCUUACAAGGUGGCAAAACCAAGUUUCGCAAGAUCUUAAUUCUGUCUGAUCAAGUCAAUACAACAAAGGAAGAUGUUUCAUCUUUGAUUCAGUGUAUAAUUAAUUUUUGAGUGUGCAUAACGCUUUCUUUAGAAACUCUCUUUUUGCUAGAUCUCAGCAGCUUGUGCUGCCAUUUGUUGUGUUCAUCGUGAAUAACACAUUUCCUGCUCAUUCUCUGAUGUAACUGCAACCGCCGCACAUGUAUAACGUCUCAGGAAUAUUGUCAACAUAUCCAAAUCUUACUAGUUACCGGUCCUUAAAAUUU